Aspergillus oryzae RIB40 is the source of this 2436-nucleotide messenger RNA. RefSeq names its product chaperone ATPase HSP78 (gene hsp78). The record is from RefSeq and is a predicted model, not a curated record. Gene Ontology annotation, cellular component: mitochondrial matrix; cytoplasm. Lineage: Eukaryota; Fungi; Ascomycota; Eurotiomycetes; Eurotiales; Aspergillaceae. Bases 1 to 2436 code for a protein of 811 amino acids. Gene Ontology annotation, biological process: cellular response to heat. The transcript has a single exon. Gene Ontology annotation, molecular function: ATP hydrolysis activity; ATP binding.
AUGGCUUCAAGGUUGCAGCUCGCUCGUGGUCGACUGCUGCGCUCCCCAGCGCUAUCAUCGCCAAACCGUAUAUUUCACCCUACUCAACAAAUACGUUUACCUCCGCACACGCGGGUCCUACCUUCCGUCAUAACUAAAACAUCCUUAUUUCAGCCUGUAUCCCCGGCUCGCAACUAUGCGAGUGGACGCCCUCACCCCCCUGGCGGUACUCACCGCAUGAAUUUGGGAGGCGAGCCGGAGAAGUCAGCUUUAGAACAAUUUGGUGUUGAUCUUACCGCAAAGGCGAAGGCCGGCAAGUUGGACCCCGUCAUCGGGCGAGACGCUGAGAUCCAUCGAACUAUUCAGGUUUUGUCAAGAAGAACGAAAAACAACCCGGUAUUGAUAGGAGCCGCUGGUACGGGGAAAACAGCGGUCUUGGAGGGUUUGGCUCAAAGGAUUGUCCAGGGAGAUGUCCCGGAAAGUAUCAAGGACAAACGUGUCAUCUCUCUAGAUCUGGGUGCGCUUAUAGCUGGUGCAAAAUUCAGAGGUGAUUUCGAAGAACGCUUGAAAUCUGUCCUCAAAGAGGUCGAAGAGGCGCAAGGUGGUGUGAUCCUAUUCAUUGACGAGCUGCACACUUUACUCGGUCUCGGAAAGGCAGAGGGUAGCAUCGAUGCUAGCAACCUUCUGAAACCGGCCUUGUCAAGGGGCGAGCUCCAGUGCUGUGGCGCUACCACUUUGAAUGAAUACAGAUUGAUCGAGAAGGAUGUCGCACUAGCGAGACGGUUCCAGCCGAUCAUGGUCGGAGAGCCGUCCGUGCCCGCCACUAUAUCGAUCUUGCGUGGUAUAAAGAACAAGUACGAAGUCCACCACGGUGUACGGAUCACAGACGGAUCUUUGGUGGCGGCAGCAACUUACAGUAACCGUUAUAUCACCGACCGUUUCCUUCCGGACAAGGCUAUUGAUCUAGUGGAUGAGGCUGCCUCAGCCCUACGACUGCAGCAAGAAUCAAAACCAGAUGUAAUUCGUGAACUAGAUCGAGACAUCACCACUAUCCAAAUCGAGCUCGAAUCCCUGCGCAAGGAAACCGAUGUCAGCAGCCGUGAGAGACGAGAAAAACUACAGGAAGACUUAAAAGCCAAACAAGAAGAAGCCGCCAAACUGACGGAGACUUGGGAGAAAGAGAAGGCUGAAAUUGAGACUCUCAAGCGUACCAAGGAGGACCUAGAGCGUGCUCGUUUCGAACUUGAGCAGGCUCAGAGAGAAGGAAAUUUCGCAAAAGCUGGCGAGUUGAGAUACUCCACCAUCCCAAGUCUCGAGGCCAAGCUGCCGAAGGAAGGUGAAGAGCAGGUUGCAGGAUCUCAGAGUCUGAUUCAUGAUUCUGUCACAGCCGAUGACAUUGCCAACGUUGUUUCGCGAACUACCGGCAUUCCUGUCAAUAAGCUCAUGGCCGGAGAAGUUGAAAAACUGAUCCGAAUGGAGGACACUCUGCGGCAGUCAGUUCGGGGCCAGGAUGAGGCACUUUCUGCAGUAGCAAACGCAGUCCGCAUGCAGAGAGCAGGUCUUAGUGGCGAAAACCGGCCACUGGCAUCGUUCAUGUUCCUCGGUCCUACAGGUGUUGGAAAGACCGAACUCUGCAAGAAGAUGGCCGAGUUUUUGUUUUCCACCGAGACAGCCGUUGUGAGAUUUGACAUGAGUGAAUUCCAAGAAAAACACACGAUCAGUCGCUUAAUCGGUUCUCCCGCCGGCUACGUGGGCUAUGACGAUGCCGGCCAGCUCACAGAAGCCGUCAGACGGAAGCCGUAUGCGGUCCUUUUGUUCGAUGAAUUUGAGAAAGCUCAUCGUGACAUAUCUGCCUUACUGCUUCAAGUUUUGGAUGAGGGCUUCCUCACGGAUGCUCAGGGACACAAGGUUGAUUUCAGAAAUACCCUUAUUGUCCUCACCUCUAACCUGGGAGCGGAUAUCCUUGUGGGCUCGGAUCCCCUGCAUACUCUCAAACAGACGGAUAAUGACGAGAUUUCCCCUGAUACCAAGAAAGCAGUCAUGGAUGUUGUGCAACAUGCAUAUCCCCCAGAGUUCCUCAAUCGGAUCGAUGAAUUUAUUAUAUUCAAGAGACUUUCUCGGGAAGCUCUUAGGGACAUUGUUGAUAUCAGACUCAAAGAGCUUCAAUCAAGGCUCGACGAUAGAAGGAUGACACUGCAGGUGGACAGUGAGAUCAAGGACUGGCUUUGCGAAAAAGGGUACGACCCUAGAUAUGGUGCCCGUCCCCUCAACCGCCUAAUCGCAAAGGAAAUCGGCAACAGGUUGGCCGAUAAAAUCAUCCGUGGUGAAGUUACCUCUGGACAAACCGCCCAUGUUUCAUUCAACGCCGACAAGAGUGGGCUUGAAGUUACUGCGGAAGGAACAAAGACUGAAGAUGCAACAAAUGCAACGUACCCAACAGAGACCGAAAACCCAUAA